UUGCGGUUUCGUUAAACCGCGUCGGGACUCUCUUCGGAAAUAUAGAACACGAUAAACGUUAUCGUUGUUGUUUCGCCGGAUUCGGUGUUAACAGUGCCUCCGAAAACACGUAACGAGCAGUUGGCUUCGUGGCGAGAUUUUUCAUUCACCAUCCCCUGAAAACUCGAGUAGCUUUUGUUUUGGAUACUUGCGAGCCUCGCGUAACGCGCGAGGUUCGGUGAUCGAAUAAAAGAGACGAUAAAAUCGAAAAUGGAGACCAUGGAUGAGAAAGAAACACCUACCAAACUCGACGCGGUCGAGGAAGUGGUGGUGAAGGAUUCCGUGCUGUCUGUUGACACCACGGACAAAAGAUCGCAACAAUAUAAACAAAACACUUAUGCAGCGAAGAAAACCGUGGCGCAAGGUAUGAUGGAUGUAGCUCUAAUCACCGCAAACGCGAACCAAUUGCGAUAUCUAAUCGAGUACCAACGGAAUAGCCCCACUUUCUUCAUAAUUUUAAGCUUAAUUAUCAUCAGCCUGUUGCUUCAGAUCGCUGUGGGCGUCAGUUUAAUAUUCAAGGGUCGUUUCGACAUAAAAGGACAGUCCAAGUCUGCGACCGCGAGGAAGAUCAACAAUUACGUCGUAGUCGGAGUUUUUCUCAUAACAAUUAUAAACGUUUUUAUAGCCGCGUUCAGUAUAUCCGUUCCAUCCACAGCGGUAGAGGUUGUUUCAAGAUCAGAUUAGAAUAGACAAGAGAGAUCAGAAUAACCUAUGAAUAAUCUUUUGUAUUGUCUUUCUAACGAUCCGAGCUCUCUUUUCGUAGAAUUAUAUUUUUUUUAUUUCGUCUGGAACGAAAACGAUAAGAUAUGCGAAACUGUCCGUAUUGGGUAGAUCUAUGUUUUUUAAAUGUACGAGAUUGUAACACAAGUAGCAGUAAAUUAUCUAUUUAUAUUUUUAUAUAUAUAUAUAUAUAUUUCUAUUUCUAUUCUAUUUUGUAUUAAAAUGUAAUUCUAUUUUCUAUAUACAGAUAUGUUUUGUGCAAUGUCAGUCGAAUGAGAAUACAAAUAAUAAAGAAAUAAAUUAUUUAUGCGAUCAGUA
This is a messenger RNA of Hylaeus volcanicus, 1077 nucleotides long. RefSeq names its product ninjurin-A-like. Gene Ontology annotation, cellular component: membrane. Gene Ontology annotation, biological process: cell adhesion; tissue regeneration. The coding region runs from base 250 to 723 and encodes 157 amino acids. The transcript has 3 exons. Lineage: Eukaryota; Metazoa; Arthropoda; Insecta; Hymenoptera; Colletidae. The record is from RefSeq and is a predicted model, not a curated record.